AACGUCAAAUCUGAAACCCCGCCCGUCCGGUCCGCACUACAGAAAAAUAACCCGCGCCGCCGGCCGAGACGAGGCCGAGGGAGCCGCCGCCAUGGAGCAGCUCCUGGAUAGCUUUCCGCAGCCCGCGGUGUACGACGCCCUAUCCCUCCUGGAGCAGGUCAAAGCAUGCUUCGCGCCCGAUCCGGACCUCACCGCGGAGUUCCUCGACCUCUUCGCGCGCUUCAGCAGGGGCGAGAUCGUCGACAUCCCCGCCGUCGUGGCCAGGGCGUACGCGCUCCUCCAGGGCCAUCCCGACCUCAUCCAGCGUUUCGACACCUACAACCCCUUUCUCCGCCGUCCCGCUCAGCACGAAGCCGAGCCCGUCCGCGAUGAUCCGCCCAAGCGGCCCAAGAGGGAGCGCCGCCACCCGGCCGCUGCCGCCUCCGUCGACGCCGACUGUGCCGGGGCCAUGCGGUUCCUCGAGCGGGUGAAGCUGGCGGACGCCGGGUUCUACGACAGGGUCCUCGCGCUGCUCUUCCACGUGCGAUCGGAGGUCAAGCUCGACGCAAAUCAAAUCUACGACAGGGCCCGGGAGAUUUUCGGGCCGGCGCACAGCCGUCUCCUCCGCGGUUUCACGGAGUACCUUCCGACGGGGCGUGACUUUCUGAGGCGUCGCGCGCCCAAGAAGGAGCCGCCGGAAGAGCACCGUGCUCCUGCACCCAAGCGCAAGGCCCCCGCCGCCGGAACGGCCAUGAUCCGAGUCGACGUCGCCGGCAAGAAGAAACCCCGCGUCGACGAACGGAAGACGACCAACCAACGUGCCUCCCCGGCCGUCGAUGCCCCGAAGAGCGGCGACAAAUUCUCCAAGUUUAGGGAGGCGUGGGAGUUCGAGACCACGUACACCAAGCUGGUGGUCACGAUGAGACGCACCAAGAAAGCACUACAAGAACUCAAGCCAAAGAAGAAAUCACGGGAGGAAGCCGAGCCGGCGAAGGAACCGCCGGAAGAAAUCAAGCCGUCGCCGGGCCACCACGUCCGGCCGCGUACGUUCGAGGAACUCUACCCCAGCCGCGAGUGCCGGGAGGUUCUCCAGGAGAUGUACGGCGACAUGUUGGUACCGAUGCGGGAGGCGCUCGAGGACGGCGCGCGCACCGAGCUGGCUCUGAAGACGAUCAAGCGCAGGCUGAAGAAGCUGGAGGAGGUGGCCGUGAAGAUCACGAGGGAGCGGCGGGAUCCCGCCCGCGUUGAGCGCCGGAUGGCAGAGCUUGUCAUAGAUCAAGUGGUGCUUCUUCGGGGUCGGACGGAAAGAGCAGCGGCACGCAAUCCUGAUGGCCCGUGCGAGAGCCCAGCCGGCAUGUCCGAGACCAAGAUUGACAUGGACCAAGAUUUAAGAAAACAACUCCUGGUUCCUGUAAUGUAAGAAAACAACUUUUCAAGCCAUUUUUUAUCCAACACAUAAAUCUCUUCGGACUACUCUUGGUUCCUGUAAAUCCCCCCAAAAUGCAUGCUCACAAAAAAAUUACAUAGAAACAAGUCCUAGGAUUAAUCUGAUGUUUUUUACACUAUAAUAUUCAGCGAGUCAAAUCCACAAAAGGCUUUUAUAGUGAUAUAAACUUCAUUCCUACUAUUUUUCAGUCGACUAAAUCUCGGCACUCUUCUCGUGGGCUACCCGUCUUGGGUGCGGGGGGUUGCUUUUUUUCACCCAUGUGUACAACUCGACCCGGUUUAGUGUGUGAAUGUCUUUUUUUAACUAGAG
Messenger RNA from Triticum aestivum (bread wheat), 1735 nucleotides. RefSeq lists its product as uncharacterized. Gene Ontology annotation, molecular function: transcription corepressor activity. Gene Ontology annotation, cellular component: histone deacetylase complex; chromatin. The record is from RefSeq and is a predicted model, not a curated record. The transcript has a single exon. Bases 92 to 1399 code for a protein of 435 amino acids. Gene Ontology annotation, biological process: negative regulation of transcription by RNA polymerase II. NCBI's taxonomy places the organism in Eukaryota, Viridiplantae, Streptophyta, Magnoliopsida, Poales, Poaceae.